UAUGCCGAGGAGCAUACCGUAGGAGACGUCCGCUCCUGUAUCUGCCAGGCCGAAGGGCUGCCCCUGGAGGAGGUGAGGCUGUACGCUGCGGGGACGCUCCUCGACGACGACACCUUCCCUCUCGCCGACCUGACCGUCGACACCAUCGACGUCAACGUUGGCCUCAAGGGAGGGAAGGUCCACGGGUCCCUGUCGCGCGCCGGCAAGGUCAAGGGCCAGACCCCCGUGGUGGAGAAGAAGGAGAAGAAGAAGGGCAAGACCGGCCGCGCCAAGCGCAGGGCGCAGUACGAGCGCCGGCUGUUCCUCGCGAGCGUGAACCCUUCGGGCCGUAGGCGAGGCCCCAAUGCUCAGGGAGACAACUUUUUUGGGGCCGCGAUUACCCCCAACAGUAUGACUCACAUGGCUCAGCAUAGGAUUAAAUUGCUAACCGAGCACCUUGUCACCAUAGGCAUAAGUUAA
Molecule: messenger RNA, 459 nt
Organism: Penaeus monodon (black tiger shrimp)
Lineage: Eukaryota; Metazoa; Arthropoda; Malacostraca; Decapoda; Penaeidae
Exons: 2
Biological process (GO): translation
Cellular component (GO): ribosome; cytosolic small ribosomal subunit
Molecular function (GO): protein binding; structural constituent of ribosome
Source: RefSeq, a predicted model, not a curated record